AGCAGCCAUCUUUGGACCAGCUGAGCCACUUGUGACCCUCCUCCUCCCUAGCACCUCGCUCGCUCCUCCCCAGAAAAUGACUCCAUAGUGGCACUCGUUGGGCUCGUACUCGUUCUUGCAUGCAGAUGCAAAAAAAUCCUGUGAACUGGGCAUAAAGCUAGGGGAGUUUAGAAGCAUUGGCGGCGGCUAUCAUCGCGAUUGUGACCAUAGCCGAUGACGACAGAUAAUUAUGGGACCUGUCAAUCUAUAAAAGCUGAGCUGUUGUCCCCCCUGCAUUUUUAUUAAGUUACUGUGAGGCGUGAACGACUGGAUGUGUAACAGGACCACCAGUGGAUGACAAAAUGAAGAAGCUGUUUCAGAGGAUAGAUCAGUCUAACAAGGACCAGAGUCACACCAGUUUCCUGGGCAAGGUGUUUGUGGUGGGUCGUCACACUGUCACCGUCGAGGAGGUCAUUGCCGAGGGAGGAUUUGCCUUGGUCUUCUUGGUUAAAGGUAGUGGAGGUGUUCGAUAUGCUCUGAAGCGCUUAUAUGUCAACAAUGAGCAUGACUUGGAGGUGGCCCGCAAUGAGAUCAAUAUUGCUAAAAUGCUCCAUGGCCCAAGAACGGUGGUGGGAUACGUCGACUCUGGCGUCACACACAUUGGAGGUGGUGUCUACGAAGUUCUUCUCCUCAUGACGUACUGCAGGAAACACCUUCUGCACCUAAUGAAUGAAAUGAUUCACACAGGCUUAAAUGAAGCUGAGGUCCUUAAAAUUUUCUGUGAUGUGUGUGAUGCAGUGUCAAGACUUCAUCAUGUCAACCCUCCCAUCAUUCAUCGAGAUUUAAAGGUAGAAAAUAUCCUCAUCAGUAGUGAAGGUAGCUAUGUUUUGUGCGACUUUGGUUCUGCUACGGCACGGGUGUUGUGUGGGACAACUGACGGUAUAUCUAAGGUGGAAGAGGAAAUUCAGCGCUAUACUACUUUAGCUUACCGUGCUCCAGAAAUGAUCGACUUGUACCUUGGCCGACCAAUUACCACGAAAUCAGAUAUAUGGGCCUUGGGGUGUAUGCUCUACAAGCUCUGUUUCUUUACUUUACCAUUUGCGGAGAGUCCAUUGGCAAUUUCUUCUGGGAACUUCACUAUUCCGGAUAAUGCAAGUGCAAGAUUCUCCAUAUAUUUACAAUCCCUCAUACGUUAUAUGUUGGACCCAGACCCGGACACCCGGCCAGACAUUCACCAGGUUGCCAGCUUGACCUUCAAGUUGGCUGGAAGAGAAUGUCCCAUCAGAAAUGUCAAUAAUGUGCCUGUGCCAACUCUGGACCAACUGUGUCAGAUUGUAAGAGAGAGAGAACAACAGUCAUCAGUCAAGAUGAACCGUGUGGCCACAGGGCCAGUGAUAGAGAGUACAUCAGUUGCUCCUCGGCAGAGACCCAAGGCUUCCUCCCUUACUGCUGCUGGCAGUACUCUUCCACUAGGGUUGCCGCUCCAGAACACACAAGCUUUGAAAAGAAAUCUUGCUACAUCAGUAGGUGAAAGUGGUAGCACUCAACAACAGCCUCCACUACCACAGCACCAGUUAACACAGCAGCAGCAACAACCUCAACAACAACUUCAGCAACACAGUCAAGCACAGCAGCAGCAACAGUCUCAGCCAGUUGUUGAGCUGAGCCCCACCACUGCCUUCCCACCUGCUGCUUUAUUUGGGUCAGACACUUUUCCUGCACAGCAGUCAUUCCCUCCUAGUCAGUUUGGGUCAUCAGCAGGAGGUGGAAACACGGCAUCAGGCUCGGGCACCAGUCAUGCUUCUGGUCUGAAUGCUCAGCCGGGCUCAGGAUCAAUGGAAGCAUUUUUCCCAUCCUCAGGUAUAUCAAAUGUCAAAAGUCGAGAGAGCUUGGUGAUGUCAACUGAAGACGACCCAUUUGGUGCUGCCCCAUUUAGUGCUCCUGGCUCACGUCGACCAAAAAACUCUUCCAAAGGCGGAAGUGAAUUACAGAUGAACAGCACUGAGGAUGCUGUUGCUUCCCCAAUUGAUGCAACAACUGGUGGAGACUCUUCAAGAGCUGUGCUUUUAGUUCCAUGUGAGCGGCAGAGACAUUCCAGUGCAUCAUCUCAAGGAUCCCAGGAUUCUCAAGAUGCAACAGUUGAGCAGACAGCGAUUGGCCCUUCCUCAUCACACUUCACACGGCCUCCUCUUGAAGACAGAUCUAAAUAUGAAAAAUUUCAAAAUGCCCGUGAUGAGGAAAGUGAAGAUGAGGGUCUCAUUGAAGUUUUGACUCAUGCUAAGGAACUUCAGCAGACACAACUGCCAGUAAAAGAAUCAAUAGAAACCAAAAACAAGAGGCAUCAUCGGGAGAGAAAAAACCGUGGGAGGAGUAAACCUGGAGAAAGUGAAUCAUCUUCCGGAGCCACAAAAGAUGGUAAACCUGAUGGUGUAUUCAUUUGUAGUGUGUCUGACGAUGACUCUAUAGGCUCAGCUAGUGAUCUAAAGGCUAGGAUUAAUGAUGAAUAUGAUUAUGAUAAUUGUGACCGUGGCGAUAUCUCAGAAACUAUAAGUUCAUCUGUAUAUCACGCUGAGUGUGAAAGUGUCACGACUCAUGAGGAUGAUCCAAGGAUAGCAGAGAGUUGUGAUCCUUCCCAGUUAAUACGACGUGGACCAAAGCCAAGUAGAGCAGCUGUGCGGGCCCGUGCUCGUGCUCUCCAAGAACAAGAAAACAGAAAGUGUGCUCAGGAUAGACUAUUAGGACAUGAGUAUGGAGAAAAACCUCUUCUUCAAGAUGAUGAACUUGAUUCAGGUGAAGAAGAAAGCAAACUGUCUGAUGAUCAUGAGGACCAACACAUAGAACAACAACCAAUUCAGCAGCCAGAUCAAUUGCCCAUCCUCUCCAACAUAUUCCAUGUUCCACGACCAUUCAGGAAAACUUCCAUGGAUGAUUCUCAGAGACAAAGGGAAUAUAUUGGAGAUGAAGAUGUGUUUGCCUUAGCUCCUUUUAAAACCUCUCUUAAAAAACUAAACAAAAAAGUUUUUCAGAGUCGUAGUCAGCCAUCAAGCAACACUGUUUCCCCAUUAGAAUCCUCCAGCCAGCCAAUUAUAACUCCACCCAUGGCAAACAGUUCGCCAGCCCCAUUUCACUUAGGUAGCCCAGAAGUACUGGAGCAAGUUAUUGAACCUGUUAGGUUACCUGUUCAAGCUGACAUCAUUUAUGAAGAGUCUCCAAGUGAAGAGUAUCCUAUAUAUGAAAAUGUUGUACUAAAUCCAAGUGGUAGUAACAUAGAAAAUGGUACAACAACCCCUAGAUACCAUCACUAUGAGAAUGUUCCUGGACCUUUCCACAUACCUAGAGUUGUUGAAUCUUCAAUUGUUAAUCCUGUUCCAACAAAAAAUCCAUUUGUAAAUCCUUUUGCCAAUGAGAGUCCAGUAGCAGUAGCAGGAACUCAUAAACCUCCAAUGCAUAUAUCAAACCAAUCUGGAUUGUCAUCAACUGUAGCAGAACAAACAUUAUCCAGUGCCCCUCAUAACAUUUCUCAACAGCCCAGUCAAACUGUAAUGUCACAAAGCUUAGAUUCUCUUACUCCUAGUUCAACUGUAGGCUCUGUCAAUUCCCCAUCUUUCCAGGGUACAGAUCUUUUUGGAUCGACACCCUUCAAUGAUGUCGCAAUAUCAACAACUCCAUCCAAUGAUGCCAAAGAAUUUUCAGCUCUUGGUCAGGAAGUCUUAAAUGGUGUUUCACAAUUUACCAAUUCAACUAAAUCACAAUAUUUUACCCCACCAUCAGAUGUUACCUCACACACCCCUAUUCAUACUUCCACACCACGUGCCACUAAGAUCCAUCCUGCCUCUCGAAAGAAAGAGUCAAAUUCAGGUGACCUUGAUGAUGCUGAUUUAUUUGGUGCUGUACCUUUCAAACCAAUAAUUGGACAUCAGCAACGAAAAAGUCAAACAGCAGGUGGAAAAAGCCAGACAUUACCAGCUAACAUGAGCUCUGUUCUUCAAGCACAGAUGGCUCAGAUGGCACAUGAUGAUGGUCACGUAGAAAAGUUCUUUGGGGAUUUCAAAAUCUCCAAGACACUUAGGAAAUCAACGCCGCCCAGUUUCCGCAAACCCAGGACUACACACCAAAAACUCUCAGAUUCUGACACCUCUAGUGAUGAUGGAACUGGACUGCCCUGUAGAAAACCUAGACAUAGAGAUCGAAGUAAAGAUAGAUUAAAAUAUAAAAAUAUAAGUGAGGAAUUUGAGGAAGAGAAUAUGAUGGUGCUACCAAUGAAACAAUUUGGACAUUCUAAAAAAGAAAAAAUAAGCAAAAAAAGUAAAAAACAUGAGAAAAUGGAGAAGAAAAUUGAUAAGCCAGAGAAGAAGCCUGAGAAAAGCAUCAGUAAUGAGUGUUCUGGGAUUUCUAACAUGAGCUUUGAAGACUUUACUCUGGAGGAGAACCGUCGGGAGGCAGACAGGAAUCGUCAAAAGUUAGAAAGGAGCCGACAAGAAGCUGAAAGGGGAGAUUCUCUUCAGAGUCCAGAAGAAGAUGACUCAGAUUUAAGAACAACUGGAGGAACAAGAUUUGGCUCAUUAAAACGAGGCAUCAACCCUUUUUCUAAAUUAGGACGCUAAGAGAAAUUUGAUAAUUAGUGAAAAUAUCUUGAUAGGGACAGGGGUUUAAUAGAAAAACAGACUCUCAGUCUUAGGUUCAUAAAUCUGUUGUGGGGAGAGUUUCAUGUGUUCCAUACCAAACCAUAAAUUGAAUAAAUCAUCUGAUAUAUGUACAGUAUAUGAACUUGGCCCAUAAUGCAGUAGAUGCAGUAUUGUAGAUAUUAUUUUAUGUCUGCAUUAUAACGUGAAGCAAUCCAAGAAAAGAUUUUUAAACAAAGAAGACUUGCCUUUACCAAUGAAGAUUAAUUUAUUGUGAUUUAUUUCUUUUUAAGGUAUAGUUUAUUCCAGAUUGAGUCAUUACUGGAUUUUGAGGAAGUACAUUAAUUUAUAUCAUAAUUUUAAAUUAAAAUGUUGAAUUGCUAUUUUACUCUUGAGUUUGCACUGUACCAUCUGCAGAUGUAAUUGUAAUUAUCAUUGAGGCUGUUGUUCUCAUGAUACUUUUAAAAGUAAUUUCACAAUAUAUCUUUGAAGCUGAUGUCUAGAACCUACAAAUGAUGAAAUUUCUAUCAAAACCAGUUGGUAAUAUUAAACUUAAAUGUUUUCUCAACAAAGUUAAUGCCUUUGGCAGUUACUGUACGUAUAAAGAAAAUUAUUAUGACAAGUUGAAAUGGGUUUCUCUUAGUUUCUCUUUAUGAUGAGUAACAAAAAUCAGUCCAAUAACACUAAUAAAAUUUCCUGUAUUUGUCUUGCUUUUGUGCUUUCAAACAUAUAGAAAAAAUUGUGUCCUGAUAUUGUGUUUUCUGGUUAGAUCUGCACUACAGAUAUAUUGGUGCUAGAUAGGAAGCAACUGAUUCAUUAUGUAUUUUGUUAUUUUCCCCAGCAAAAGAUUUUUACAGAUUGUUAAUAUCAUCUUGUGAGUCAGUGUUUAUUGUAAAGUUUUAAUAUUUAAUGUGGAUAACUUUUAAAAUAAAUUACUUCAGAGACUGAGGGUAUAUAUUAGCUAUUUGUACUCACACAGCCAAAACUGUUUUGUCUAUAAAUGAUUUGUAUGAUAUUUAAAGUAAAUUAAUUUGGUCUUGUAUGGCAGCAAACUGAAGAUAGAAACAUUAGGAUAUUUUAUAUAUGAUACUUUUACACACCUCAAAUAACUGUUGAGAAAUAGGAUGAAAACUACUACUCUAUGUAAAGGUUUUACCAGUCUUUUCUCGAUAAACAUAAUCAACAAAAUUAGUAUUACCUUAAAGACUUAAAAUAUUUCUGAUCUGUUUGUACCACUCAACCUUUCAAUGUUCACAACAGAUAUAUAAACCAUUUUUUCUUUCAGUUACUGUAUGUAUCUCUCUCUCUCUUUCUUUAUGCAAUCAUUGGAAUAUUUAAGUUAUAGGUCUGGAGUACUGUUUUAUACAGUAAUACCCCGAUUUACGCGGUCAAUUGAACCCACGGAGGUCCGCGUAAAACGAGAAACGUAUAAAUGGAAUAACAGAACAUAUGGGAUUAAUUGAAAUAGAGA
This is a messenger RNA of Homarus americanus (American lobster), 6072 nucleotides long. RefSeq lists its product as uncharacterized. The transcript is spliced from 13 exons. The coding region runs from base 342 to 4583 and encodes 1413 amino acids. The record is from RefSeq and is a predicted model, not a curated record. Gene Ontology annotation, molecular function: protein kinase activity; ATP binding. Lineage: Eukaryota; Metazoa; Arthropoda; Malacostraca; Decapoda; Nephropidae. Gene Ontology annotation, biological process: protein phosphorylation.